Molecule: messenger RNA, 2856 nt
Organism: Drosophila nasuta
Lineage: Eukaryota; Metazoa; Arthropoda; Insecta; Diptera; Drosophilidae
Product: general transcription factor 3C polypeptide 3
Exons: 2
Coding region: 68-2803 (911 amino acids)
Biological process (GO): transcription by RNA polymerase III
Cellular component (GO): transcription factor TFIIIC complex
Molecular function (GO): protein binding
Source: RefSeq, a predicted model, not a curated record
GCUGGUAGUAUUAAACCGCUGACAACAAAAUUGUACAUAAACACAUGCAGAUAGCAUUGAAAGUAAAAUGAGUGAAUCCCAGAAGUCUUCAGCAAGUAAUGAUUCAAAUGAAGUAUUAAUUGAAGAAAUCGAUAGCAACGAUGUGCCUGAGAAUGAAUUGGCACAGUUCCAGGAGACGGAACCAUUGAGAGUUUUUGAAAUUAUUGAGUACGACAAUGAAAACAAUGGCAAUGAACAGAGCUCAGCAACACACGAUGAGGAGGAAGAGGGAGCUUUAAUCCGUCGCUAUGUGCAGGGCGUUCAGUGCCUGGAGUUUCCCGAUUUCUGCACUAAGCUUGAACCCGGGGACGAAGAUGAAGACGAGGAGGAAACACUCACGCAAACAAAUGACAAUGACGAUCAGUCAGAAUGCGAGCCCUCCACUAGCGGAGCGGCUGCUGCUAAGAAGUCACUACUGACAAAGGCGAAGCCAGAGACUGCUGUAAGUCAACGUACCGGAGGCGGAGGUGGAGGUGGCGGUGGUGGCCAUUGGGGACGGCGUAGUCAACUAAGUCCCGCUUUACUUGGCCUCAUGGGUGAAGCGAAUCUCUCUUUUGUUUAUGGGCGAUACGAUACAGCCGAGCGCAUUUGCAUGGAAAUCAUACGACAGAAUCCCCUGGCGAGUGAGCCGUUCUACACGCUGGCCGAGAUCUAUGAGAACCGUGAUGAAGUUAAGUUUCUGCACUUUUCCACAAUAGCAGCGCAUCUCAAUCCACAAGAUCGUGACAUGUGGAUACGCAUAUCCGAUCUCCUGGUGCAGCAGGGCCAUUUGGCAAGAGCUAGGGUCUGCUAUACGAAAGCCAUUAAAGUGAUUCACAAGGAUUACUUGCUGCGCUUCCGAAAGGCCCAGCUCUUGGAGCGCAUGGGAGAGACGAAUGCGGCGAUGUUCACAUACCUGAAAAUGCUGCCGUUGAUGCCAUCAACAGAAUGGAAUCUUUGCCUUACAACUGGCAAGAAUGUGGCGCGCUACUUCCAUGUGCUGGAGAAGCAUACAAUAGCACUAGAGGCCAUGGAUGGAGCGUACAGUGUGUGUAGCUCUCGCUUCACCCUUGAAGAUCUCAACAUCUAUUUGGAACUACUCAUACUGAAUAAGCAGUAUGAAACAGUUCUGCGAUGCCUUCGGGAACGCACAACGUUGGAAAUUGAAACGGAGCAAGACGAGAAAGAGAGUUUGGAACUGAUCUACUUCUGCCACAUUCCUGAUGACUAUGUUCCCGAAUUGCGCGCCAAGCUUUGCGUCAGCCUCAUACACAUGCAUGCUCAUCACUUGUUGGGAUAUCUGGUGCAGAAUGUUCAGGAACACAUAAGCCCAACCGUAGAUCGUGUUGAACUAUACAUGGAUAUCACCGAGGCGCUAAUGCAGGAGCAUAAGUAUGCCGAGGCCAUAGCCCUGAUGCGGCCCAUUACAGAUGGCGAUUCAUUUGAGUGUCCAGCAUUUGUUUGGCUGCGUCAAGCGGAGUGUCUCCGACAGAUUAAUCGCACCAAUGAGGCCAUCCAGAGCUAUGCACGAGUAGUCCAGCUUGCUCCGUACUGUUAUGAAGCAAAGUUUACGCUCUCCGCAUUGCUCAAGCAGCAGGGCAGACCAGAAGAGGCCGUCAAGGCGUUGGAGCAAUCGGGAGAACAGGAGGGGCAACCGUUGCAUGCCCGUUUACUCUACGAGAGGUGCGUGAUGCUGCAGCAGAUUGGUCGCAUCGAGGAGUUCCUCGAUGUAGGCUACGUGCUGCUUGGUCGAAACUCCAUCAAGCUAAAGAAUCGAGAGGAGAUGCUAGCAGCCGCAAAUGGUGGCAGCACCUACAACACCGAGGGACUCAAGGCAAUCCUACAAAUGCGUAGCUUAGCCGCUGGAGCAACAGGCAAUGCAGAACAGGAGCCACAGGAAUCACUGAAGAGUUCUGGUACAAGUGGAGCGGGAGCGAUCUCUGAUCUGACGAUUAAGAAUGAAUACGAUUUGUUUCUGGAACUCAUCCGAACCGCCUUCGCCCAUGGGAAGUUCAGCGCCAUUGAACGCAUCUGCUUCGCCAUGGUCACUACAAAGAGGUUCACCUUCUAUCAUUAUGAAAUCGAGCGCAUUAUAAUCCUCGCCUGUCUCUUUAAUCGUGAUUGUGCCAUUGGAUUCUCAUAUCUGCGCGAGCUAAUUGCCAAGCAGCCGGAGAACGUUAAUCUCUGGAAUAUCCUGUCCCUCAUGGUGCAGCAGGGUGAUGAGGUUCGUUACUUUCGAUAUACGCGGCGUCUCUUGCAACGUCAUCCAUCGGUUACACAGGCAAUGCGUUUGUUCCUCGGUCACUAUCACCUCAACUGCAGUUCGUACAAAUAUGCCCUAAACGUGUAUGUUCCCAUACUGCGUGAGAAUCCGCAUCCAUUGGUCGCCCUCUCCAUAGCUGUAGUCUUCAAUCAGUUGUCGCUCCAAAAGAAGGUUCUUCGCAAGUCGGCAGCAAUCUCACAAUCAAUAGCUUUUGCUCAACGCUAUGCAGAGCUACGUACACGUAAGCAAAAAGGCACCGAGAAGGAUUCUUCAAUUUCAUCGUGUGCUGCACAGCAGGAAAUCUACUAUAACAUCGGACGUAUAUACCAUCAAGCGAAUAUCUUACAUCUGGCUGUUGAAUACUACGAGCGAGCUCUGGCCCAGCAGCAUCCACUGAUAAAGGAGCAUGAGGAGAUCUUGGGAUUACAACAUGAGGUCGCAUUCAAUCUGCAUCUCAUCUACCGUGCCAAUGGCAAUAAGUGGAAGGCUCGACAAUGUUUAAUGCGUUAUUGUGUUGUAUAAACUAUUAUUUAAAUAAAAUAAGUUAAUAAAUUUUACUUUAUACCUAAUAUAAA